AUGAAUGAUGGUAAAAAGGUUAUUGGCAGAUAUGAAGUUGAUAAUCACUGGGUUGUUCCAUAUAAUGAGUUAUUGAGAAAAUAUAAUGCACACAUCAAUGUUGAGAUUGUUGCUUACUUUUAUAUUGUGAAAUACCUUUACAAAUACAUUCACAAGGGUUUCGAUAAGGCUUCUAUAGUCAUUUAUAACCAACAAGAUAAUGUUCAAUCCGAAGUUAUUGAUAAGAUACAACAAUAUUUAGAUUGUAGGUAUAUCUCAUCUUUUGAAGCAUGUUGGAGAAUUUAUGAAUUCCCUUUACAACAAAGAAAUCCAUUAGUUGAAAGGUUACAAUAUCAUUUAGAAAACCAACAAGUUGUGUUUGAUGAUAGAGAUAACAUUGCUAAUAUUGUGUCAAGAGUUACAGAGCAGAGAACAAUGCUGACUGCAUGGUUUGAAACAAAUGCUAUAUAUGCUAAAGUGAGGAGUUUAACAUAUGUUGAAUUUCCUACACAAUUGGUUUGGAUUGAUAGUAGGAAAAUAUGGAUUAGGCGAAAGAGGGGGAAAUCGAUUAGGAGAUUAUAUUAUGCUCAUCCAACAUUUGGAGAACGUUAUUACCAUCACAUGUUGCUUUGUAUUGUUCAUGGUCCUACAAGUUUUACUGAAUUAUGUACUAUUGAUGAGAUCAUACAUGAUACAAAUAAAGCAGCAUGUAUAGAUUUUGGACUUCUCGAUGAUGAUAAUGAAUGA
Molecule: messenger RNA, 726 nt
Organism: Nelumbo nucifera (sacred lotus)
Lineage: Eukaryota; Viridiplantae; Streptophyta; Magnoliopsida; Proteales; Nelumbonaceae
Source: RefSeq, a predicted model, not a curated record